AUGGACACAUUUGUUACGACAUUUGAGUGCAUGAAAAUUAAUGCUUUCAAUGAUGCCGGGGGGUCCACUGUAUUUGAUUCUGAUACUCAGCAAUCCAAUGAAUUGAAAAAUUCAGCAAACUCUGCCUGCUCUGAUGCCUCUAAUGAUGAAUGCAAGGAUUCAUCACUCUUCACUCCCAUGGAACCCAGUGCCAUUUUAAAGCACGUCCAAGUACAUCCACUGUCUGGCAAGGGUAAUUGUAUGUUUACUAGACGGCACGUAGCGGCGGGAGAUGUGAUAUUUGUAGAGGCCCCGUUGUUUGUCAUAUUGCCAGAUAUGUACAAAGAACUUUGGGAGGUAUUAACGGCAAUACAUGCUGAGCAGCCACUGGAACUGGCACCAAUAUGGCAUUUGGCAGCAUUAGCCUCUCUUAUAUUCGGAGGCAUUGAGAAAAGAAAGAAGAUGCUACUUAAGUGGGCUCCUGAGGUGAAAUCAAUCCAUCCUGAUAUAAUCCGUGUUGCGGACAGAAUCGGCGCUCUAAAAAAUCGCAAUGAGAAUGAGCACAAACAAAUGCUAUACGAGUACCAGCGACUGAUCCAAAUGUGGCCCUGUAACGCAUUUGGCCAUUCACUUCACGAUGAAGGGUUACUACUGUAUGAGUGCAUGUCUUACGUUUCACAUUCUUGUGACCCUAGUUGCUGCUGGCAUCAUGUGGGAGAUGGGAAUUUUGUAUUACGUGCUAGAAGGUAUUUAAAUCCAGGAGACGAAAUAACGAUAUCUUAUCUCUCUGAGUAUGAUCUCCUUUGUUCUGCUGAUGUUCGAAGAGACAAACUUUCCAAUUGGGCCUUCGUGUGUGAGUGUGAAAGAUGCAUAUUACCGAUUGACUAUGCCCGGGGUUUCAUUUGUUCAAAUUGCCAAAUAGGCACCGUAUACAUUCAAAACGACGAAUCUUCCAAGUGCAAUUCGUGCCAUCGCAAAUUAUCCGCAGAGCAAUUUGCUGAGUGUCUCAAAUUUGAUGAAGACUAUAGGAAUCGCGUUAAUUCAAUAAAUAAGAACGACUACAACGACGUAAUCCAGGUGUAUGAAAGGGCACAAGACAUUUUUAAGCAGCAUUGGAUAAUAUAUACCCUGGAGUCGUAUAUGUAUGAGCAUUUUGCCAAGAAUUCCCUUUCCGACCGUAUAAUGCAAAUGCAAAUAAGUCGUAUUGCCUAUAUUGAGAAAGCAUUUGGAGGCGCGACUUACACUGCUGCUUUCAUAUUUGAGGAACUUGGAGACGUAAUAGCAUCCAGUAUCGGAUUUGAUUUUGAAGCUAAAUCAACGGAUGUUAUUGAAGAAUAUAGCAAGAGCAUGAUGGCAAAGUAUUACUACCGUUCUGCUGCGUUAUUGCAGGUGCUUUGUGGCUCAAGCCAUGACUACUUCCUAUCAGUGUACAAUAAGAUGAACUUGAUAAGGGGGUCCCUAAGAGCUUAA
Messenger RNA from Babesia microti strain RI, 1449 nucleotides. RefSeq names its product SET domain protein, putative (SET7). Lineage: Eukaryota; Apicomplexa; Aconoidasida; Piroplasmida; Babesiidae. The record is from RefSeq and is a predicted model, not a curated record. Gene Ontology annotation, molecular function: protein binding. Bases 1 to 1449 code for a protein of 482 amino acids. The transcript is spliced from 7 exons.